Equus quagga is the source of this 1335-nucleotide messenger RNA. RefSeq names its product ADP ribosylation factor like GTPase 4D (gene ARL4D). Gene Ontology annotation, molecular function: GTP binding; GTPase activity. The transcript has 2 exons. NCBI's taxonomy places the organism in Eukaryota, Metazoa, Chordata, Mammalia, Perissodactyla, Equidae. The coding region runs from base 142 to 747 and encodes 201 amino acids. Gene Ontology annotation, cellular component: cytoplasm. Gene Ontology annotation, biological process: vesicle-mediated transport; intracellular protein transport. The record is from RefSeq and is a predicted model, not a curated record.
CCAGGAGCGCCCCGCAGUGCCGGCGCGCUGCAGGCCGAGCUGGAGGCUGUCCUGGCGGCUCGGUCGUCCGGCCCGGAGCGGCGUGGGAUCACCCAGCCUCUACCGUGAGCCCCAAGACCUGCACUUCAGCCGGAGCUCACCAUGGGGAACCACUUGACCGAGAUGGCGCCCACUGCCUCCUCCUUCUUGCCCCACUUCCAGGCCCUGCACGUAGUGGUCGUCGGGCUGGACUCAGCUGGAAAGACCUCCCUCCUCUACCGCCUCAAGUUCAAAGAGUUUGUGCAGAGUGUCCCCACUAAAGGCUUUAACACAGAGAAGAUCCGGGUGCCCCUGGGGGGCUCCCGUGGCAUCACCUUCCAAGUGUGGGAUGUCGGGGGACAGGAGAAGCUGCGACCACUGUGGCGCUCCUACACACGCCGGACAGAUGGGCUGGUGUUUGUGGUGGAUGCUGCAGAGGUGGAGCGCCUGGAGGAGGCCAAGGUGGAGCUACACCGAAUCAGCCGGGCCUCGGACAACCAGGGUGUGCCUGUGCUGGUGCUGGCCAACAAGCAGGAUCAGCCUGGGGCACUGAGCGCAGCCGAGGUGGAGAAGAGACUGGCAGUCCGAGAGCUGGCUGCUGCCACACUCACCCACGUGCAGGGCUGCAGUGCUGUGAAUGGGCUGGGCCUGCAGCCUGGCCUUGAGCGCCUGUAUGAGAUGAUCCUCAAGAGGAAGAAGGCGGCCAGGGUAGGCAAGAAGAGACGGUGACCUGAGGCCGCCCUCCUCACCAGUAGGGGUCUGCACACUUGGACAGCCAGGCAGAGCUCGUGGCCCCUCGCUCAGCCCCUGGUGCAGGACCUGUCCACCUCAAUGAAGGACUGAGGGGCACACUGGGGGUCCUGUUUUGGUGCAGCGUUGGGGAGGGGGAUGGGAGAAGGGAUGGCUUCUGACCUCUCCCUCCUGACCUCCAGAGGAGCGGGGCCUGCAGCUGUGGAGGCUUAAAUGUAAACUGUCACUCUACCUCGACCCUGUUUCUUAUUUUGCUUCUCUGGCUUUUUGAUUAGAUGUGUUUUGGGGCAAAGAAAAGUUGCUUGGAGAAUGCAUUUGGGAUGAAUGAGGAUUAUCUCUGUCCCACCCCCUCCUCCAACUGGGGAGUCUCCCCAGGCUGCUUUUCUAGGGGUGCCAGUCACAAUAGUCUUUCUUUUUGUGUCUGUGUGAAAGUGCCAAGAAUCCCUCCCCACAUUUGUACAUCCGCAACUGUUUUUAUAAACUGUGUGUGUGUCCUCUGUAUUAUUAUUACCUAUUUUUUAGCAUUUACUUAUAAGUUAUUAAAGACUGAUGAUACUGUAGCUCUAA